Molecule: messenger RNA, 1133 nt
Organism: Paramecium octaurelia
Lineage: Eukaryota; Ciliophora; Oligohymenophorea; Peniculida; Parameciidae
Source: the annotation of a GenBank genome assembly
AUGAAAAUAGUAUUAUUGCUAUGCAUGAUGGUGGCUGUCUCUUUUGGAAUCUCAUCUAAAUUAAGUCAUGCUAAGAAGUUGGAAGAACUACAUGGUAGCAAGUUGGGCAGGACCAUUUUGAAUUUAGUGAAUCUUCAUUCAUCAGUAUAGGGACCAAUUUCUGAAUUGAUUGAAGCAAUAGAAGAAUUAGUAAGAUUAGAAAUAAUAAUAGAUAGCUGACAUUAACACUAAUAUUGAUGAAGUAGAAUACAAAUUUUAAGUACGCACAAACGAACAUAAUUCCUAUGUGGCUUAAGUUGGACAACAAUUGCAAGAUGCUGAAUAAGAUAUUGCAAGAAUGAUAGAUGUCAUUGACAAUUUAUUGAUCCCAAGAAGAGACCAAAUUAGAAAUAAAAUAGAGUCACUCAUUGAAUAUGAUGAAUUUAAUAGAAAAAACGUAGAUGAAACUACACUGCUCAGAGAAUAAGAACAUGAAGCCUACCUUCAGUAGAUAGAAGAAGAUAAUGAUGCACUCGAUGCCAUUGAUGAUGCCAUCAAUUUGGUAAGUUCUUUAUCAAACCCAUCUUUGUUACAAAUUAAGAAUAUCAAAUUUACAUUGAAAAGAUUGUCAUCCAAAUAAUGGAAUCGUGUACAUCAAGGACCUAUGGUGUAAGCAUUGCUAUAAAUUGCAUUAAACUAAAAUUUCAGUGAUCAAGGAAUAUUGAAGCAAAUUGUAGAUGCAUUAAAUGAAUUCAGAAAUCAAGUUGUUGAUGCUAUGAAUUCAUUAACUAAACAGGAAUAAGUUAACAUCGAAGAAUUCGAAGAAAGAUUAGAACAACUGGAUGAAGAACAUAGAGAAUUCCAAAGACAAAUCAACUAAUCCCAAGUUGAGCUGGAUGCUACUAAUUGUAUUUUUAAAUAGAUAUAUAAAAUCUAGAAAAAUUAGAAGAUUGCAAUCAAUUCCUUGUUCAAAGAUAGGCCGACAGACUAUAAUACCAAUCCCAAUUAGAUUUAGAAAAUGAAACCUAUGCUGUUGACACAGACAUUUACACUCAAACUGCUAAUGAACUCCAAAGAGAAUUGCCUAUCGCAGAAUAAGGAUUAUCGCUCAUCAAAUCAGCUGAUUUUUCUGAUAUUAAGAUAUGAAUCAUAAC